AACAAUACAAAAAUGAUUGUGAAAAGCAUGGUAUUUGUAACAAUUUUGUUGACGGCAACAAUAUUUGCAGUUUAUGCAGACAAUACUCAAGUGGUAACAAAUGAAGGCACCAUUUUGGGAAGGACAUCGUUAUCAGAAAAACUAAAUAAAACAAUACAUAUGUUUCUUAGUAUACCUUACGCAGAACCACCAAAAAGAUUCGAGCUGUCUAUUCCAAAAUCUACUUGGACAGGUGUUUUAAAUUGUACGUUUGAAAGAGCCCAAUGUUUGCAAACCCAAGACAAAAUAGAGGGUUCAGAAGACUGCUUAUUUUUAAGCGUUUUUAGUCCAAAUCUAACCGGAAGAGCUCCCGUUCUUGUAUGGAUCCAUGGCGGCGGUUUCGUUUAUGGAAAUGGAUCACUAAUCUCAUUUUCACCCGAACUGUUCUUGGAGGAGGGCCUAGUAGUAGUAGGUAUACAGUAUCGUCUAGGCAUAUUCGGAUUUAUAAGUACGGGAGAUCUGUCCUGUCCAGGAAAUUUGGGACUAAAAGACCAAACUCUUGCUUUACAAUGGGUCCAACGGAAUAUAGCACAUUUCGGUGGCGAUCCUAAACGUGUAACAAUUUGGGGACAAAGUGCAGGUGCAGCGUCCGUUGCCCUUCACUUAACUUCUUCGAGAUCUAAAGGAUUAUUCAGUGGAGCUAUUAUGAGCAGCGGUGUUUCUUUAUGUUUAUGGGCAUUAUCGAGAAAUGCGAUUGAAUUGGCUCAUAAAACUGGAGCUGUAUUAGGAGUAGGAUCAACAAAUUCCAGCCAGUUAAUAGACAAUUUAAAAAAAGUUGAUUAUAAUAACCUAUUAAAUGUCUCAAAUAAUUUAGCUAUAGAGAUAUUUUACAAAUACCCAUUAGCUGGAAUUCCGUUAGGACCAGUAAUCGAAGUUCCACAUAAAACAGCUUUUUUGACCGUAAAAAGCGAUAAAUCACUAUUAUCUGGAGAAUUUACCAGGGUUCCCCUACUAUUAGGAUAUACAUCAAAUGAACUCUCAACUAUGGCCCAAGAAUUACUAUCGGGUUCGGUAUCAAUAUUUGAUCAGCAACCAGAGAAAUUUGUGCCAGCAGAUAUUAUUUCCAACAAAAAUUUAACGGAAGCAGGACUUAAAAUUAGAAAAGAAUUUUUGGGAGAUGCACCAAUUAUAAAAAUGGAUAAUUCUUUAAUUCACUUGUUUAAUAUUGACCAGUUUAUUCGACCUAUCCAUAGAUUUGUAGCUGAUGUUAAAAAAUAUGUACUUAACACAUACUUAUAUCAGUUUAGCUACAAAGGAGAUAUUGAGAAGGCACUUGGAUUUAAUUUUAGCGGUGUUGUUCAUGCUGAAGAUCUCUACUAUUUAUUUAAAGCCAACUUGCCGUUUUCUAAGAAAGAUUUGGCUGUGAGAAGCAAGAUGGUUAAAAUGUGGUCAAAUUUUUGUAAAUACAGUAAACCCAUUCCUUUGCCAACGUCAAGCUUGGACCACGCUAUUUGGUUACCUGCAUCGAUCGCUCCACGUUCAGUUUUAUUUAAUAUCGAUUAUAAGAAUGGAUUUAUUAAAAACCCGUAUUUAAAAGAAUUGAACUUUUAUGACAAACAAAUAUAUGCUAAGUAUGGACAAGGAGUAUACGACACUUAUUGACCAAUUAAACAAAUAUAACCUAUUUAAACCUGCGAAAGAUUUCUGAUUAUUAUUUUGCACAAUAUAAAAUAAAUAUUUUAAGA
Messenger RNA from Diabrotica balteata, 1724 nucleotides. The record is from the annotation of a GenBank genome assembly. Lineage: Eukaryota; Metazoa; Arthropoda; Insecta; Coleoptera; Chrysomelidae.